CCUCCCACUCCCUCCUCCUCAUCCCCCCUCUCCCCUCUCUUUCUCUCCUCGGCGGAUACCCUGGUGGUCCUUGUUCCCGACGUUUCGCCCUCUUGCCACACCCACACCUCCUAUUGAUUUUUUUCCUUCCUUUAUCGCCUUUCAUCCCCCGUGAACCUCGCCCUGCUACCCUCAAUGCUCGGAGGGAGCUCGGAGCGAGAUUCUUUUCCAUCUAACUCCGCUGCGGCCAGUGAACAAGCCUCCAUGUCUAUCGCAGCAGGUCACCCCGAGUCAGCCCCUGAGGCGGUGCCUCAGGACCAAUCCGCCAAUCCAAGUGCGUCAUCUCCGUCUACCGGACUAGAAGCUACCGAUCACCAAGCAUCUGGUGUUUCUACGGCCACCACUACCGAUCCUCCGAAAAAGCAUCAUUUUCUCCGCCCCAUCUCGUCGCGUGCGUCUCUAAAGGCCGACCGGCAGUCAACGUUAGACAAAAGCCAGGACACUGUCAACGAUGACUCGGAGAACACCCUCCGCGGAUCGAAACGAAGCAUUCUGAAAGGGCGACGGGACCGGAGCAGAGGCAGCAGCAUGCGAUCACGUCGGCAAAAUCAGGAAGGGGGAAGUAUGGAAGAGGACAAGACGGCGACCCCCGAGAUACGUGAUUCCUCCAAACCGGAACGAAAGAGCAAGGUCACCUUGAGGCUCUUCGCGUUUCUCAGUUGUUGUUCUUCGUCCAACGAUGACCCGGAGGAGCCAGCUAUUCCCGCAAAGAGAACAUCCCGGCGGCCAUCGGUACCCAACACACAGCCAACUCCGGAAAAGACAGAGGUCAACACUGGGGACUCGAGCACGGUGGAAUCUAAGGACCAGGCCUACUAUCGCGACGAGAAGCCCAAUUUGAUGGUCACGGCGGAUCAGUCGGCGUCGCAGAAGGACGAGGACCGGACGGCCAAAAUCUCGGAUCAGGACUUGAAAUUCGAUGGCUUGGCUGCGCAGUCCGGUCAGGCUGGACAGGAUCAAGAGUCUACACCGACCAAAGAUACCUCCGAAUCUCCAGGCCCUGAUUUCAUUGUCGCGACCGUUGAAGGGGGCGCGGGUAUUCCAAACGGGGCCGAAAAGACCGGGGACGAUUCUUUGCAGCAGGGGAAGGAGAAGUCACGAUUGCCGACGGAACAGGCUCAGACUCAGGAUCUCACUCCGGAAGCCGAUGAGCUCCCCCAGCUCCCGGCCGAGCACGAUACAACAGACGACCUCAAGUAUGCAGCCCACGAUGAAGAGGCAUCAACAUUAGCCCCGGAGUUACCACCCCCGCCGAUGCCUCCGAGCGAGAAACACAUUGAGACGGUGGAUCCCGACGAGCAUGGUCAAUUCCUCUUGCCUCCACCUUUACCUCACCUGCGCAACAGAAAAUGCUUGGUUCUGGAUCUGGAUGAAACGCUCGUCCACAGCAGUUUCAAGGUUCUCGAGCGCGCAGAUUUCACGAUCCCUGUUGAAAUAGAAGGCCAGUACCACAACAUUUACGUCAUCAAACGACCUGGCGUCGAUCAGUUCAUGAAAAGGGUUGGGGAAUUGUACGAGGUUGUUGUCUUUACUGCCUCUGUCUCGAAAUAUGGCGAUCCCUUGUUGGAUCAAUUGGACAUUCACAAUGUUGUCCACCAUCGCUUGUUCAGAGACAGCUGUUAUAAUCACCAAGGCAAUUACGUGAAGGACCUAUCUCAAGUUGGCCGCGACCUACGAGACACCAUCAUUAUUGAUAAUUCCCCGACAUCCUAUAUAUUCCACCCUCAACAUGCGAUACCCAUCAGCAGCUGGUUCUCUGACGCCCACGAUAACGAGCUCCUAGAUCUAAUUCCUGUCCUUGAAGACCUUGCCGGAGCGCAAGUGAAAGACGUCAACUUACACCACUUUUCCCAAAAAAACAUCUCCAACUGCCUCUUCUCCACAACAAACACUCACCUACAUCCUAUACACACCACAAUGAAAGACCGUCACGGCUGGGAUGGGAAACUCCGCGUCGGUGGAGAGGAGCCCAAAGAAGCCAUCAUCACCAACCCCGAAGCUCUCGAAGAUCCGGAUUACUCCGACUCGGAUGCGCCGCCCGUGGAGGAGAUUCAAGCCGAUGAAGAUCUACUGGAAGAUGAGGAUGUGGAUACAGAGGAAAUCGACCUAAUACAUUGUCGGAUAACGUCGCUCCCGGCAUUAAAAUUGGAGCGCUUUGAGAAAGUCAAGAGAGUAUGUUUCCGCCAGAAUCAAAUCACACGCAUCGACCUCCCCACGAACCUCGCCAAAUCGCUCACCGAACUCGACCUCUACGACAAUCUCAUCUCACAUAUCAAGGGGCUGGAUGAAUUCGAGAACCUGACCAGCCUGGACCUGAGCUUCAACAAGAUCAAACACAUCAAGAACAUCAACCAUCUGGUCAAGUUGACGGAUCUGUACUUCGUGCAGAACAAGAUCUCGAAGAUCGAGGCGAUAGAAGGGCUGACGGUCCUACGGAAUUUGGAGCUGGGAGCGAAUCGGAUUCGGGAAAUCGAGAAUCUGGAGACGCUACAAUCGCUCGAGGAAUUAUGGCUGGGGAAGAACAAAAUCACCGAGUUGAAGAACCUCGACGCCCUCCAAAACCUGCGCAUCCUGUCGAUCCAAUCCAACCGUCUCACUAGCAUCAGCGGACUGUCCGCUCUGCCGAACCUCGAAGAACUCUACCUCUCCCACAACGCGAUCACGGAGCUCGGCGGUCUGGAGAAUAACGUGAAUCUGCGGGUGCUGGAUUUCUCCAACAACCAGGUCUCCAAGUUGGAGAACCUGUCGCACCUGAAGAAUCUGGAGGAGCUGUGGGCGUCGAACAACCAGCUGGCCAGUUUCGAGGAGGUGGAGCGCGAGCUGCGCGACAAGGAGAACCUGAAGACAGUGUACUUCGAGGGCAACCCGCUGCAGAUGCGGGCGCCCGCCCUGUACCGCAACAAGGUGCGGUUGGCAAUCCCGCAUAUCAUGCAGGUGGACGCAACGUAUAUGCGUGUUGCGUGAUAGUGGGUGGGGGUGGGGUAAGACGGGGAAAAGGAAAGGUGGAUAUCUGCUGCAACUGGGGAGAACUAUGCAAUAGAUAGUAAUCUUCUUUCUUUCCCCGCUUGAUAUGAAAGUAUCAAGAUAUGAUAUACGAUGUGCAUAUGACCAACUUUCCCUCGACUGGAGUGAAGUAAUACUACAAGAUGAAUG
Messenger RNA from Aspergillus saccharolyticus JOP 1030-1, 3192 nucleotides. RefSeq names its product NIF-domain-containing protein. The record is from RefSeq and is a predicted model, not a curated record. NCBI's taxonomy places the organism in Eukaryota, Fungi, Ascomycota, Eurotiomycetes, Eurotiales, Aspergillaceae. Bases 175 to 3003 code for a protein of 942 amino acids. Gene Ontology annotation, molecular function: protein binding; phosphatase activity. The transcript has 12 exons.